AUGCCACUCUAUGCCAACUUCUUAAAGGAGCUUAUAACCAAAAAGAGUAACUCAGAGGCAAAGGAAACCAUAAUAUUGACUAAGGAAUGCAGCGCCAUCAUACAGAAGAAGCUACCUCAAAAGCUGAAAGACCUAGGGAGUUUUCAAAUUCCCUGCAACAUAGGGGACAUCACUAUUGAGAAAGCUUUAUGUUAUUUGGGGGCUAGCAUAAAUCUUAUGUCCCUAACCAUGAUGAGAAGGAGGAAGAUUGAGGAAGCCAAGCCAACAAGAAUGGCAUUCCAAUUGGCUGACAGAACAUUUAAGUUUCCACAUGGGGUGGUGGAAGACUUGCUAGUGAAAGUGGGAGAAUUCAUCUUCCCUGCUGAUUUCGUUGUGCUGGACAUGGAAGAAGAGGCCAAUACGUCAAUCAUCCUAGGAAGACCAUUUCUAGCUACUGCUGGAACCAUCAUUGAUGUGCAGAAAGGGGAACUGGUCUUGUGA
Molecule: messenger RNA, 480 nt
Organism: Arachis stenosperma
Lineage: Eukaryota; Viridiplantae; Streptophyta; Magnoliopsida; Fabales; Fabaceae
Exons: 1
Coding region: 1-480 (159 amino acids)
Source: RefSeq, a predicted model, not a curated record